AUGAGUUUUGCUCUCCCACCUGAUCUAAUCACCUACCUCCAAAACCUCGACAAAUUCAUAGAAGACAAAAUCACCCCCCUCCAAAACUCCAACGACAACAACCGCUUCUUCGACCACCGCCGAGAAAACUCCCGCACCGACUGGGCCGCCGGUGGUCUCCCCACUACUGAAUGGGAAGACCUACUCUCCCAAGCCCGGCAACUCGCCGACGAAGCAGGAUUCUACCGCUUCUGCCUCCCGUCCGAGUACGGCGGCCAGAACGGCGGCAAUCUAUGGAUGGCGGUUAUCAGGAUGCAUCUAGCGAAGAAGGGGCUGGGCUUGUUUAAUGAUUUGCAGAACGAGCAUUCGGUCGUGGGCAAUUUUCCGGAUGUGUUGAUGGUGCGGGAAUUCGGGACGGAGGAGCAGAAAGAGAUUUUUAUUAGGGGGAGGCUGGAGGGGAAGGUCGGGUUUGCGUUUGGGUUGACGGAGCGGGGGCAUGGGAGUGAUGCUACGCAUAUGAGCACGUAUGCGGAGAGGAAGAGGAAAGGGGAGCAGGAGGGGUGGUGUAUUAAUGGGGGGAAGAUGUGGAUUAGUGGGAUGCAUCGGGCGACGCAUUGUAUUGUUUUUGCGAGGACGGGUGGGAAGGCGGGGGAUGCGUUGGGGAUUACUGCUUUUUUUGUGCCGAGGGAUGCGGAUGGGUUUGAGGUGGAGAGUUAUGAGUGGACGUUUAAUAUGCCGACUGAUCAUGCUACAUUGAGCUUUUCAGACGUUUGGAUCCCGGAUUCGGCUGUGCUGGGGAAAGUCGGAUUUGGAUUGCCUAUUGCUCAGACUUUUGUGCAUGAAAACAGGUUGAGGCAAGCAGCAAGCUCUCUCGGUGCAGCGAUGUACUGUAUUGAAGAGAGUGUCAAAUAUGCGAGGAAGAGGAAGCCGUUUGGCAAGGAACUUUCCAGCAACCAAGGAAUACAAUUUCCGCUCGUGGAGCUUGCGACUCAGGCUGAGAUGUUGAGGCUGUUGAUUUUGAGGACUGCUUCUGAGAUGGACAAAAUGACACAGAGAGAGAUUGAAAGGGAUUUGGGAGAUAAAGUAUCGAUGUGCAACUAUUGGGGAAAUCGAUUAUGUACGCAAGCAGCUGACCGAGCAAUGCAAGUCCAUGGUGGGAUUGGCUAUUCACGACAUAAACCCUUCGAACAUAUAUAUAGACAUCAUCGUCGAUACCGCAUUACUGAAGGCAGUGAAGAGAUACAAAUGAGGAAAAUUGCAGCAUAUCUUUUUGGCUAUGUCGGGCCAAGAAAAGCCGAACUUUCAAAGCUAUAG
Messenger RNA from Mollisia scopiformis, 1293 nucleotides. Its product is annotated as acyl-CoA dehydrogenase-like protein. Gene Ontology annotation, molecular function: flavin adenine dinucleotide binding. The transcript has 6 exons. Bases 1 to 1293 code for a protein of 430 amino acids. The record is from RefSeq and is a predicted model, not a curated record. NCBI's taxonomy places the organism in Eukaryota, Fungi, Ascomycota, Leotiomycetes, Helotiales, Mollisiaceae. Gene Ontology annotation, biological process: butyrate catabolic process; fatty acid beta-oxidation using acyl-CoA dehydrogenase.